This is a messenger RNA of Seminavis robusta, 1365 nucleotides long. The record is from the annotation of a GenBank genome assembly. Lineage: Eukaryota; Bacillariophyta; Bacillariophyceae; Naviculales; Naviculaceae.
CAGCUUUUUACACUUUUACUUUGACGAUGACGGAUCUUGUUUGUAGUGGUUCGUCCUGACAGCCUCGUCCCAAGGAGACGGAUCGCCUGUUGCCCAGCACUACUGCUAGUAGUAAUAGCAGCAGCAACAGCAAUGCGAGUGUGUGGGUCUCCUUGUUGACACUACUGUUGAGUCUUCCCGCGUUGAUUGGCAUGUGAUGUUGGCCGGCCCUCGUCAUUCCUCUCUUGGGAGGAACCGUGACGACGGCCUCGCGUCAUGCCAGUCAUGUCGUUGAAUUCUGUACCAAAUUUAUUAUGUUGGUGGCGGUGGUGCUCUUUGUCGCUUACGAAUCCAGCAAACGCGCUUCUUGUAAGUAUGGUCCCACGAUUCUGAUCAGUGUGGCAUCGCUCCUAAUUCUCGUGGAUCCCACUCGGCACGUGUUGUUGGAUCAGACGCACUGGCAGUACGUCCAUCAAUACGGAGGCAUGUACCGGCAUAACUGUCCCGUACGAGCGCUCAUGUUGCCACCCCGCGAGUGUAAUGUCGCGGCGGACUGUGGACCAUAUCAUUGUGGAGGAGACUUUUAUGCCAUGGCGCCCCAUCAAGAUUGUUUUACGUGUUAUGAUAAUGAUGAAGACACAACUAGUAGUACUACCACCACGACUACCGGUAGCAUGUGCAGUGAAGGCAUGGAAACCUUUGCCUGUCUUUCCGUCACCGGAUGGAUUGUCACCAUUGGAAUGACCUACCUGGGAUUUGCACUCUUUAUCAUUGGCACGCUGUGGAAUGCCAAUAUUCUACACAAAAUAAGUGACAUUCGGCACGAAUGGAACCGGUUGCGAGGGACACAAAAUAAUAUCCCAAACAAACAAGAACAAGAAGAAACACAAGUUUAGCUUGUAGGUUGGAGGGUAUGCAUGUGUUUGGAGGCAAGAUGGAUCGAUCAAUCAAUCGACACGUGCGGCAUGGGAACGAAUGACGUUGUCCAAUGGAAGGAAAAAAGAGACAAAACUGCAAUGUGGCAGAACCAACUCUAGCUUUCUCUAUGGAUGACUGACUGACUGGUAGCUACAGUACCGACCAUAACACCUUGGAUGCUCAAUGAUUGAUUGACUGAUUGAUUGAACAAAUGAAUGAAUGAAUGAAUUGUGGAUGAUCAGCCCAAGAGUGGAAUUCUCUCCUGGAUGGCUGAUACAGUCAGUGCUGCGCCUUCACAAUCAUCACAGGCUUGAUAUGCUAGUAGUGUCUGCAUGGCUUGUACAUACAUACCGUACCGAAUGUCAUACUGUAGUAGUAGCCAUAGUUCGACUGGCUGAGGCUGCCUCGAUCCUCAUUGUGUUGGUUGCUGCAUGCUUACAAGUCUGAAUUUCUUCGUGUGUCCUCUCC